Molecule: messenger RNA, 6396 nt
Organism: Danio rerio (zebrafish)
Lineage: Eukaryota; Metazoa; Chordata; Actinopteri; Cypriniformes; Danionidae
Source: RefSeq, a predicted model, not a curated record
CUUCUGAAAAGUUUCUUUCUGCUUCUCUUUCUCCUGCCAGAAGCGAACUUCCCUGCACACGUGACACUUUUAUAACGGCUUUGGAUUGAAAGUGCCAUCAGUGAAAAAUCAUCUCUAAUCAAGGACUAUACGCGUUUCAGGAGGACACUGCAUCAUACAGGUGAAGAUGCUGUCCUUGCUUUUGCUGAGCAUGUGUUUGUGGGUUUUCUCAGCCACGGCCUCUUUCGAUUACAUUGACACUGAGCCUGAAAGCCCACUGAGAGUCAGUAUACCCAAUGAGCUUCCCCUCCGCCCUCUGAUGGGUGACACAUUAGUUCUGCCCUGCUACUUCCAGGACAACACAGUCAACGAUCCUGGCGCCCCCACAAUCGCCCCCUUGUCCCACCGGAUCAAGUGGAGUCUGGUCACUAAAGAGAAGACCACAAACAUUUUAGUGGCCUCCGAAGGGAUAGUAAGCAUUGAGAAGAGGUAUAUGGAUAGAAUCACACUGGUAGGAUAUCCCAUGACCCCCACCGACGCCUCUAUUAAGAUCACUGAGCUCCAUUCCAAUGACUCUGGAGUUUACCGCUGUGAGGUCAUGCAGGGGAUUGAGGACAGUCAUGAUAUCGUUGAUGUCCAAGUACAAGGUAUUGUUUUCCACUAUCGUGCAAUCACUACACGAUAUACUCUUAAUUUUGAAAAGGCCAAGGCAGCGUGUAUUCAGAACAGUGCAGUGAUUGCUACACCAGAACAACUCCAAGCGGCGUAUGAUGAAGGGUUUCAUCAGUGUGAUGCUGGCUGGCUUGCAGAUCAGACUGUGAGGUACCCUAUUCAUGAUCCUCGAGAGGCUUGCUAUGGAGACAAAUAUGAAUUUCCAGGAGUAAGGACAUACGGAGUGAGAGACGUGAAUGAGACAUAUGACGUGUACUGCUUUGCUGAGAGAAUGACAGGAAAAGUGUUUCACACAACUUCCCCAAACAAAUUUACCUUUGAGGAGGCUGAAGCUCAGUGUUCCAAGCUGGGUGCCAAGUUGGCCACCACAGGACAGCUGUACCUGGCAUGGAAAGGUGGUAUGGAUGUUUGCAACGCAGGCUGGCUGGCAGACCGAAGUGUCCGCUACCCCAUCAACAUCGCCCGACCGCAGUGUGGAGGAGGCCUGCUGGGAGUGCGCACCGUCUAUCUGUUUCCCAAUCAGACCGGUUACCCCCAUCCAGAUUCUCGCUACGAUGCUUUCUGCUACUCUGAAACAGGCGAUGAAGGUUCAGGCUUUUUCCCACUGGAUCUAGAGCUGACCACAGAUGGUGACAAUGGUGUCUUGACUGUGGACACAAUCACAGAAAGCCAUACUGUCAUUUCUAAGCCUGCCUCAACAGAAAGUGAGGUACAGGGAGAAGUUGUAACAUAUAAGCCUUCGGUGACCACCAGUGUUGAGAACCCAUACACUGCACUGGAUAUUUCCCACGUCCUCCCUUCGCCACCAACCAGCUCUGUGGAAAAGGACCCUGACUUUGGAUCCGGUUUAUCUCAAUCCAAUAAGACCGAAGAUACCAUGUCUGCCACAGGUGUGGUCUUCCAUUACCGUGGUGGAAACUGUAGUCGUUACCCUUUUGGCUUUGUGGAGGCUCAGCUCGCGUGUAAGAGUAUCGGCGCAGUCAUUGCCAGUGCUCAGCAGCUGCAGGCGGCCUAUGAAGCUGGUUAUCAUCAGUGUGAUGCCGGCUGGCUCUCGGAUCAGACUGUCCGGUAUCCCAUCGUGUCUCCUCGUCACCAAUGCUCUGGUGAUAUGGAGCAAGUUCCUGGUGUGAGGUCUUAUGGACUGCGCCCUGCCGAUGAACGCUAUGAUGUGUACUGCUAUGUGGACAAACUAAGGGGUCAAGUUUUCCAUGCAAGUUCUUUCGAGGGAUUCACGUACGGUGAGGCAGUGGCUCACUGCCAGGGCCAAAAUGCUUCUCUGGCCUCCACAGCACACCUGUAUGCAGCUUGGAAGCAAGGCUUUGAUAAGUGUCGAGCUGGCUGGCUUCUUGACCGCAGUGUGCGUUACUCCAUCAAUAUCCCCCGGCAGCAGUGUGGUGGAGGGAGGACUGGAGUUCACACAGUUUACUUGUUUCCCAACCAAACCGGCUCUCCUGACCUGCACUCCAAAUUCGAUGCAUAUUGCUUCAAGGAGGAUCUGGAUCUUCCCCUGAAUGAAAGUGAAUCGCAAGAGACAGUGACGGAGGAAAAGAUAGUGAGCAUUUCAUCCCAUCCUGCUCUUCACAGACCUGAAGGUACCCCUAUCAUUGCUCCCAGUCCUACAGAACCUUCUGGAACUGAGGAAUCUGUGGCCAGCAGUUCUGGCGAUCUGUUGAGCAGUGGCAGUGGGGAUCAGCCAAGUGGGUCAUCCGUUUCAAGUGGUGACUCCUCCGGGACAAGUAGCACUGAUGAUCUUUUGACAAGUGGGAGCGGGGAUCAGAGUGGAAGUGGCUCAUCUGUUACAAGUGGAGACUAUUCUGGAGCCAGUGGCACAGACAGUCUGUUCAGUAGUGGCAGUGGCGAUCGGUCGAGUGGGUCAUUCAGUUCCAGUGGAGACUUCUCUGGAGCCAGUGGGACUGAUGAUUUGUUGGGCAGUGGGAGUGGGGAACAGCCAAGUGGGUCAUUUGUGUCAAGCGGAGACUUCUCUGGGGCCAGUGGAAGUGGGGAUAUGUCAAGUGGUUCUGGAAGCUCUUCAGGAUCUGGUAGUGGUUUAGAUAUCUUAGUGACUUUUUCAGGGAUUGACACAGUUUUUUCAGGAGUUGGAUCAACUUCAGGGCAACUUGAGGAGGCUGGGGAGGGAAGCACUGAGAUUCUUACAUUCCAAUUAGAUCAAAUCUCUGGAUCUGGAUCGGGAUUAGGCAGUGGGUCAGGGUACAGCUCUGAAGAAAGUGGAUCUACCUCAGACCUUUCCAGCAGCUCAGGAGAGAGUGGUGAGAGUGGAGAUCUUUCUGGCAUCUCCUCAGGAUCAGGGUUCAGUGAGGAGUCCUCAGGAUUCAGUGGUUUUGCAUCAGGUAUUUUUCCCUCUGGUGGAUCCAGUGACAUUUCAUUCAUUGAUGGCAGUGGAAUCAUCAUGGUGGACAGGCCGUGGAUGAAGAUAUCUUCAUUUUUAACAGAACAAGAGCUGGGUAGUGGUCAAGUCGAUUUCAGUGGAUCAGGACUUUUCUCAGGGUCUGGGGUGAGUGGUGAUAUCUCUGGCUUAAGUGGUGAAAUCUCUGGAUCGAGUGGUGAUAGUUCAGGUAUAAGUAGUGACAUUUCAGGAAUGAGUGGUGAUAUCUCAGGAAUGAGUGGUGAUAUCUCAGGAAUAAGUGGUGAUAUUACAGGAAUGAGUGGUGAUCUCUCUGGUAUGAGUAGCAGUGACCACAGUGGCUCAGGGAGUGGUUUAGCAUUUUCUGGGGUGACAUUUUUGGGGUCAGGCUUCACUGAUCUCACAGAACAAUCUCGUGAACAGGAAGCUUCUGGACUUGUGUUCUUUGGGUCUGGUGAGGGAAGUGGAUUUAGAUCUGGAGGCUAUGCAAUUGAAUCAGGGGAACGAUCAGGGGACUCGGCUAGUAGUGAUGUCAUCUUCUUCAGCAAUAAUGACAUGGUGGAAAUGUCAAACAAGCCACUUCAAGGAAUGGAAUUAGGAAGAGGGGAAGUGGAAUAUAGUGGCACAGUCAGACUGUCCUCAGGGAGUGGAGAUGACCAAAGUGUCUUUAUAAGCGGGCAUGAAUGGAUCCCAGUCACUGCUAAUACACCAUCUGUAAAAUCCACUGAUCCUCCCCCAGCUGAAUUAUUUGAUCAAGGUCCAUCAGACCUGUACAGUGAUACUGCAGGACACCUAGGUCCUUAUUUAAAACCAGAAGAGAUCAUCAACAAUCUUGACGCUGUUCCUUUGGCAGCUUUGUCUUCUACUACAGAAACUGCCUCUUUACAGAGGCCUGCUGUCGUAGAACGACCUGCUGUGAAUGAUUAUCUUAACCCAUGUGAACCAAACCCUUGUGGAGCUGGUGUGUGUUCAGUGAAGGAUGGAGUGGGACUUUGUCACUGCCCACCUGGACUGCAUGGAGAAGAGUGCCAGUUUGAGGUUGAUGUAUGCCAUUCAAACCCUUGCGCCAAUGGAGCCACCUGUGUGGAGGUAGAGGACACUUUCAAAUGCUUAUGUCUGCCCAGCUACGAAGGAGACCGGUGUGAGACUGAUUCACACAGCUGUGAGAAGGGCUGGACUAAGUUUCAGGGCAACUGUUAUUUACAUUUCUCGAAGAGAGAGACCUGGCUGGAUGCUGAGCAACGCUGUCGAGACUUAAAUGCUCACCUGGUGAGCAUUAACACUCCAGAGGAGCAAGCCUUCGUCAACUCAAAUGCACAAGACUAUCAGUGGAUUGGACUAAAUGAUAAAACAGUGGAAAAUGACUUCCGCUGGUCAGAUGGAACCCAGCUGCAAUUUGAGAACUGGAGACCAAACCAGCCUGACAAUUAUUUCAACUCUGAAGAGGAUUGCGUUGUGAUGAUCUGGCAUGAAAAUGGCCAGUGGAAUGACGUGCCCUGCAACUACCAUCUGCCUUUUACAUGCAAAUCAGGUCCAGUGACAUGUGAUAAACCUCCGAAAGUGGAGAAUGCCAAAAUGUUUGGAAACAAGAAAGAGCGUUACCAGGUUAAUUCUAUUAUCAGAUACCAGUGCAGUGAAAACUUUACACAGCGCCACCCACCUGUGAUCCGCUGCAUGGCAGACGGACAGUGGGAGAAGCCAAAAGUUCAAUGCAUACCCAAGGUCAAAUUUGGACUUCACGACAAAUCUGUUCAUCACUCUCAUAAAGCUAGAACAGCAUUGGAGAAACAACUCUAAGGAGACGUGACAAGCUAGAGAUUCACUUUUAACAUUAAAAUAAGAUUUAUAUUUAUUUUUCAAGACACUGAACAAGAAGCCAACACAUCUGAUUAUAAAGUGUUUUUCAAGAUAAUUUCUGUAUAUUGCAGAUGUCUUUAAGAUGGAUUAAUCCAUCCCAUUCCAGAUGAAAAACAUCAAACACCAAAGGAACUAAGACUAACAUCAUCUUUAAAGAGAUCUGUGAAUAUUUGCAGAAUCUUUUCGUUCUGGCCCAGUUAGGGUUUCAUUUUAAAAGGCCCCUCUUUGAAGAACACAAACACUUUCUCUGCUAGUACGCUAAUUUUAGGUGAAUGCACAACGUAAUUGUGAUGAAAUGUGAAGUAUUAUUUUCAUCUGUAGAUAAUGAAGAGAAGUUAUGAACCUAAAAAAGCAGUCAUAGCCAUAAAUCGUAUUUAUUUUGGAAACCAAACCAGAAAGAUUACAAAGACAAGCGGCACAAGGAUGUCAUUAAUUUGUUAUGCCUGAGUUCAGACAAAAUAAUGUGAAAUGGGAUCUAUGUAUUGAUUUCUCUCAAGAUAACACACAGUACAUUAAUAUUUGUCCGGACAUGUCCAUCUUUUUUUCCUCACAGAAGCCAUAUGUACUUAAAAUCAGAAAGAGGUGGUCAAAUCCAGUCAAAUUAUGAAUGUAGGUUAAGCCUAACCGUGAAAAUCUACUUGAUUGCUAGAUGCUAUUUGUUGCAUAAGACUGUGCAGGGCAUAGUACUACAUGGGGCAAAAGAAAUGACCCUUAAUCAGCUAAGAGCUUUAAUUUUUUAAUAAUAGGUCAGAUAGAACUGUUAAUGACAGGUGCCUUGUGAAUAUGUUGCUUGUUUCUGUGAUGAGACCAGAGGCUGUGCCUCUUCUAUCUCAGUUCUUUUAUACAGCAUAGCUUUAUUUUCAUCUGAUACAGCUGAAACGACGAAUGAAGCACGAACUGCAGAAAAUGCACAAACAUUCCUUGAAACGCAUUUUUCCCUAUAGCCUACAUUUCGAGCUGAUUACUCUUUCACAUAGAAGAUCAAUCAAAAGUUUAUGAGCUUAAUGGACAUUAAUUCAACUGUAAAAACAUGGUAAAUCAGUCAGUCAGAACAUUUCUAGCAAUCUCUAAGGUUGAUUUAAAGUGUUUCAGAAACUGUAACACAGCAAAUGCAACGCCUUUCUAUUAAAACAUUCCAUAAACAUUAUUGGUUUGUGUUUUGCCAGCAGUUCGUCGGCAAUGAAGGGCAAUUACGACUCAAGAGAGGUUAUUCAUAGUGUACAGGUAAUGGAAAGAAAACGGUUUUUACCUCAGCCAGUGCAGACUCAGAAAUGUAUAUUAAAACAGAUGAUAAUGUUUGUUAAUUGGGUGGAGUGGAAGGAACGAAUUUCUCCGUGGAUGAAUGGACUCUUUCAGGAAACUGCUGAUGCUCUACCUGUUUCUCCCACGUCGCCUAGCGAGCCUUGGAAGAGCCUGACAUGCGCAAAAACGGGCUGCCAUCUGCUGGUGGCUUCAAAGAAUGACAGAUACUCUGGUGGUUCGUGACACGUCAGAAUAAAAAUAAAUACAUAUUUACAAAUCACUUA